Sus scrofa (pig) is the source of this 1658-nucleotide messenger RNA. RefSeq names its product leukocyte-associated immunoglobulin-like receptor 1. The record is from RefSeq and is a predicted model, not a curated record. Gene Ontology annotation, biological process: immune response-regulating signaling pathway. Lineage: Eukaryota; Metazoa; Chordata; Mammalia; Artiodactyla; Suidae. Gene Ontology annotation, cellular component: plasma membrane.
AAAAGAAGAAGAAGAAGUGACUUCAUGGGUAAGAGUAUUGUGUCUCAAAUUGGUCCACACCAGACAGAGACCAGGUUUCCCAUCGCUGCCGUGAGUGAAGACACUGCCCAGCAUUAUCAGUGCUCCUAUCAUCAAAGUCACCGGUGGUCUGAGCCCAGUGAGACUCUGGAGCUGGUGUUGACAGGAGACACAUGGACGCAUUCACAGGAUGGAAACAAUCCCGGCCCGUGGACAGAGCAUGUUUACAUUCUCAUCGGGGUCUCUGCAGCCUUUCUCCUUUGUCUCCUCCUCUUGGUCCUCCUCCUCCUCCAGCGCUGGCAUCAGAGGAAACGGGGGCCCCCCAGAAGCAAAGGCAAGGAGCCAGAGCCCCAGGAGAGGCUCAGCCCAGCUGUUGACGUCCUAGAUGGGACACCAGACCCGGCCACUGUCCACAGACUUCCUGAGAAGGACAGAGAGACGGAAGCUUCGACCCCUGCUGACCUGCAGGAGGUGACAUAUGCCCUGCUGGACCACCGGACCCUCACACAGAGGGCGGCCAGAGCUGUGACCCCGCUAUCCGCCGAGUCCAGCACAUACGCAGCCAUCUCCAGACACUGACCCCAAGCCCCCCUGGCCUCUGUAGCAAAGACACCGCGAGUCACUCUUGCAAAAGCCUGAGGUGGCUAUUUGGAGGGUUUUGCCCUUUCUGGACAGUCAUCCUGUCACGACUCCUGGAGGCAAGAGCUGGAGUCCCCACAGCCCUGAUCCUCAUCUAGAAGAUUCAGCAGCCAUGUGGUCCCUCCCACAGUCAACUAGCUCCUUGGAGAGAAUGUGUAGCACCUGUUUCCAGAGACCCAGCGGUGGCCCUACAGUCACCCAGCUGAUUCCAGACGUGUCCUAUGAAUCCCCCCCUGUCCCCGGAGAUCCAUUUUAACUGUCCUCUCAGCUGACUUGAUGAAAUUCCCAGGCUUCAGCUGUUGACCUUGACCCUGGGCUGUACUUAUGCAGCCAAAAGCGCAGACCACGUCUUCUGGAACAUGCUUCACCUUGUUCCGUAAUAAUAAAUGUUCCCACAGGCCCAACUGCAUCAGCCCUAUGUGUGUGGAGCUGGGCUUCACAGGUCCUGGGUCCCAGUCUCUCCACCCACAGUCCCUCCGUCCCUAGUGAGGGGAACCAGAGAAUCGGGCGUCAGUGUUUUCUGAUCUGAGCGUGUGACUCGGGGACGAGGGAGGAGACGUCUGAGGGGACUUGGGUCUGGGUCGAGGCACACACCCACAAAGGCACGCACGUUGGCCCAGACACACACCCCUACACAUGCACACACUGUAGGAACGCACACAUGCACACACCCACACACGGACACGUGUGGCCUGGCGAAGGCAGUGAUGAGACCCCAGGGCACAAGCUUUAGGUCCCACUCGGAGGAACUAAAGUUCCCCAUUUUCCAUUCCUACUGGACGCCAUGCACUCGCCAAACACCAGAGGUCCCAUCAGCUGAAGGACAGUGUCCUUGAUCUGAGCUUCACUCCCUCAUCUGGCUAACGCCCUUCAGGCUUGGGAUUGGAGGCUGUUCUUCCCAAAAGCUUGCAAUUGCUGCUGGAACAAAUGCCCACUCCCUAAGGGCACCAAACAACACACCUUAAUAUUCUACACAUCAGGGUGUCAGGAGUCUGCAAUCA